Molecule: messenger RNA, 1168 nt
Organism: Cajanus cajan (pigeon pea)
Lineage: Eukaryota; Viridiplantae; Streptophyta; Magnoliopsida; Fabales; Fabaceae
Product: hyccin
Biological process (GO): protein localization to plasma membrane; phosphatidylinositol phosphate biosynthetic process
Cellular component (GO): plasma membrane
Source: RefSeq, a predicted model, not a curated record
UGCAUGAGGCAUAUGCGGGUUUGAAAAAUGAAUAAUUUUCCUAAUUUUCCGCUCCUUCCGUUCUGAUUUCAUUUUCCACACACAAGAAGAGAGAGAGAAAGGGUCUCUGAAAUUGAAUCUGUGAAUUGUGAAACACCAUGUCCGGCGACGAAGCGAGCGUCAGAGCGAUCGAUUCACUCUCUGCCAUCGUGCCCUCCCUCGCCAGAACCACCCCCUCCACCCUCCUAACCAACCCCGAAAUCUACUCCCAAAUCUCCACGCUCCUCCGGAACCCUAACUCCGGCGCCGGCGACAACAACCUCUGCCGCUGGCUCUACGACACCUUCCAGUCGGGCGUCGCCGACCUCCAGCUCCUGGUGCUCCGCUUCCUCCCCGUCAUCGGCGGCGUCUACCUCUCCCGCGUGGCCGACCGGAAGCCCCAGGCCGGCUUCGAGGCGGUCCUCCUGGCCCUCUACGCGCACGAAACAACCUCACGCGGCGGCCAACCGCUCUCCGUCACCAUCCCCGACCUCACAAGCCCCAGCAUCUACCACGACGCGAAAGGCGCCCCGAACAAAAGCGGCACCCCCGAGGUGGCAGUGGUGUCCCCCGCCCUGGAGCCCCAUGGCACCGUGAGGUCGACGCGGCGCGCCCGCAUCGUGGGCGUGGCGCUUGAGCUGUUCUACGCGAAAAUCUGGCAGAUGCCGGUGGCCUCGAAGAUCGAGUUCUGCAAGUUCUGCAGGACGUGGGCGGGACAGGACGGUGAGAUGUAUAGAAAGACGGAAGGUGGUGAGAAGGAGGUGGAGGGGAGGGUUCCUCUGCCGUGGGAGUUGCUGCAACCGGUUAUCAGGAUUCUAGGGCACUGCUUGUUGGGCCCUAAUAACAGGGACGUUGAGCUUUUUGACGCUGCGAGUGAAGCUUGCAGGUGCUUGUUCGCCAGGACCAUGCAUGAUGUUAACCCUAAGGCCAUCUUGCCCAUUCGGAGUCUCAUGACCCUCUCCAACAAUCUUAUGGACAAAACCCAGCUUGAUCCCACCGAGCUUCCCUUCACUGAUGUUAUUUCUCUUUAACUUCAUCCACUGCUUCCACAUUCUUAUUUAUUACCAUCAUCUUCAUCUUCAUCUUCAUGUUCACUCUUAGAUAUGCACAGAAUUAUAAUGAAUAAGAUGAGUCUUGUUUUUGUUCUUCA